CUUCCCUGAAGGCCGGCUCACCACUGCUGCCGAGUGUCGAGCUGGGAGCUUUGCAGGCCGGCUCCUGAAACAGUCCCCCCCCUUGAGCGUCACCAUGGGCUGCACAAGCUCCAAGCCCGAGGGCGGACCAGAGACCGCCACCAAGGCCGCCCCGCCUCCCAAGGCGGCAGUGACGCAGUCCGGCAACAGCAAGCAGCAGGGACCCGUCGGCAACACGGUCCUGGGCAAGCCGCUGUCGGACGUGUCGGCCGAGUACACGCUGGGCAAGGUGCUGGGUCGCGGCCAGUUUGGCACCACACGCAUCGCAGACCGCAAGGGGCAUCAGCAGAGCUUUGCCUGCAAGUCGAUCGCCAAGCGCAAGCUCACGUGCCAGGAGGACAUCGACGACGUGCGGCGGGAGGUGCAGAUCAUGCAUCACCUCAAGGGCCACGAGAACAUCACCUUCCUGCAGGGCGCAUACGAGGACCGGCAGGCGGUGCACUUGGUCAUGGACCUCUGCUCUGGCGGAGAGCUGUUCGACAGGAUUGUGGCCAAGGGCAACUACAGCGAGAAGGACGCAUCGACAUUGGUCCGUGAUAUUGUCAAGGUGGUGGCCCACUGCCACUCCAUGGGCGUCAUGCACAGGGAUCUGAAGCCUGAGAACUUCCUCCUGGAAAGCAAGGCGGAGGAUGCGAGCAUCAAGUGCACUGACUUUGGGCUGUCCGUCUUCUUCAAGCCUGGCCAGAAGUUCAAGGAGGUGGUGGGCUCCGCCUACUACGUGGCGCCCGAGGUGCUGAAGCAGAGCUACAGCAUGGAGGCCGACAUCUGGAGCUGCGGCGUCAUCCUGUACAUCCUGCUCAGUGGCGUGCCGCCCUUCUGGGGCGAGACUGAGAAGCAGAUCUUCAAGGCCAUCCUGGAGGGCAAACUGGACCUGCAGAGCGACCCAUGGCCUAAGAUCAGCGCGGAGGCCAAGGACUGCGUGCAACGCAUGCUCGAGCCGCGCCCAUCUAAGCGCGCCACGGCUGACGAGAUCCUGCAGCACCCGUGGAUGCGCGAGAAUGGUGUGGCUACCGACAAGCCCUUGGACAAUGUCAUCCUCAAGCGCAUGACCAACUUUGCCAACCACAACAAGCUGAAGCGCCAGGCCAUGAAGGUCAUCGCCAGCGCCAUGCCGGUCGAUGAAAUUGCGGGACUGGCCGAGAUCUUCAAGUCCAUUGACGCCGACGGGUCAGGCACCAUCACUGCGGACGAGCUGAGCACAGCGCUCAAGAACAAGGGCAGUCUACUAAAGAAGGAGGACCUGGAGGGGCUGUUAGCGCUGAUUGACCAGGAUGCCUCAGGAUGCAUCGACUAUGAGGAGUUCCUGGCUGCUACGCUGAGCCAGCACCAGAUGGAGAAGGCUGAGAACAUGCGGGCUGCCUUCCUGCAUUUUGACAAGGACGGCAGUGGCACCAUCAGCAGGGAUGAACUGCGAGAGGCGCUCAAGACCGGCUUCACUGGCAGCUUGGACGAGGAGGUUGAGAAGAUCUUGGACGAGGUGGACAAGAAUGGCGACGGCCAAAUUGACUAUGACGAGUUUGUGGCACUGAUGACGGGCCAGGCAGAGAAAAAGGCAGCACAGCGCGGCCUGUCCAAGCGCAUCGAGUCGCGUGGCAAUCUGAAUGCAUACAAGGCUAAACACAGCCUGAAGUUCUAGAGGCCAGCGGCAGGGCUUUAUGGACCUUCUAACCAAGGCAUGGGGCAUGCGAUAAACCGGCCUGCCACACCUGUCUUCACACAUGCAUUAUUUAUUCCUGUUGACAUCCCACUUUCCUUCCAUUAGGCCAUACCGACUGCGCCCCCUUUGUUGCACUUUCCCGGUAAGCUGUGAACCCAUUGACACCUCGCAUUACAAUGUUGGAGAAAAUUCAAGAACAUGGGGCUGUCACAAACGGGGCCGGC
This is a messenger RNA of Chlorella variabilis, 1920 nucleotides long. RefSeq lists its product as hypothetical. Gene Ontology annotation, biological process: intracellular signal transduction; protein autophosphorylation; peptidyl-serine phosphorylation. The transcript is spliced from 14 exons. The record is from RefSeq and is a predicted model, not a curated record. Gene Ontology annotation, cellular component: nucleus; cytoplasm. Bases 95 to 1675 code for a protein of 526 amino acids. Gene Ontology annotation, molecular function: ATP binding; calcium ion binding; calcium/calmodulin-dependent protein kinase activity. Lineage: Eukaryota; Viridiplantae; Chlorophyta; Trebouxiophyceae; Chlorellales; Chlorellaceae.